AAGGCGGAAAAGCCGCUGAGGAGCGGUUCCCGCCGCCGCGGCUGCCCUCUGGGGGAGACUCGGCCGCGGGCGGGGGUCGGUCGCUGCCUUCCGGGGUUGAAAUCGGUUUGGGGAGCGGCGUUAGGCUUGGGGCUGUGUGGGAGCGGCAGGCCAGCGGCCCUCUGCCCGUGCUCUGUGCAGCGCUGCUGGGGGCUGCGGUGGGUUUCGUGCGGGUUUCCUUCGUCGUGAGGAUGGAAGGUGAAUCCGUCUUUCCGGAGAAGCUGCGGUACUGUUACCAGCGUUUUCUUUCUCUCGUGCACCGUAUGUCCCUCUGUGGGAAAUGCCAUGACAUCUGCAAAAAUGGUGGGCUAGCUUGGUGUACCAGCUUUACAUUUAACCCGGGCUUGCGAGGAUGUCGUCCUGGGAAGAUUGUUCAGAUGACAGAAGCAGAAGUUCGGGGCUUGUGCAUAAAAUCACGAGAAAUAUUUCUUAGCCAGCCUAUUCUCCUGGAACUAGAGGCACCGCUGAAGAUCUGUGGUGAUAUUCAUGGUCAGUAUACAGAUUUGCUUCGACUAUUUGAAUAUGGAGGAUUCCCACCAGAAGCAAAUUAUCUUUUCCUUGGAGAUUAUGUAGACAGAGGCAAACAGUCUCUGGAAACAAUUUGCCUACUUCUGGCAUAUAAAAUCAAGUACCCAGAGAACUUCUUUCUCUUAAGAGGAAAUCACGAGUGUGCUAGCAUCAACCGGAUCUAUGGAUUCUAUGAUGAAUGUAAGCGGAGGUUUAACAUUAAGCUCUGGAAGACCUUCACAGACUGCUUUAAUUGUCUGCCUAUUGCAGCCAUUGUGGAUGAGAAGAUCUUCUGCUGUCAUGGAGGACUGUCUCCAGAUCUCCAGUCAAUGGAGCAGAUCCGGAGAAUUAUGAGACCUACAGAUGUUCCUGACACAGGCUUACUAUGUGACCUGCUGUGGUCUGACCCAGACAAAGAUGUGCAAGGUUGGGGUGAGAAUGAUCGCGGGGUCUCUUUCACUUUUGGUGCUGAUGUGGUCAGUAAAUUUCUGAAUCGUCACGAUUUGGAUUUGAUCUGUCGAGCUCACCAGGUGGUUGAAGAUGGAUAUGAAUUCUUUGCUAAACGGCAGUUGGUCACCUUAUUCUCAGCUCCAAAUUAUUGUGGAGAGUUUGACAAUGCAGGUGGCAUGAUGAGUGUGGACGAAACUCUGAUGUGUUCCUUUCAGAUAUUGAAGCCAUCUGAAAAGAAAGCCAAGUACCAGUAUGGUGGACUGAAUUCUGGGCGUCCAGUCACUCCACCUCGCACAGCUAAUCCACCGAAGAAGAGGUGAAGAAAGGAAUAAUGUAGAAAAACCAUCAGAUCUGUCAAGGACAAAACUCCAUAUUACAGUAUAUAAUAAGUGUGCACUGUAAAACCAUCCAGCCAUUUGACACCCUUUAUGAUGUCACACGUUUAACUUAAAGAGACGGGUAAAGGAUCUUUAUUAAUUUUUCUAGUAGAAAGAUGUGCGACACUGUAUUGUAACAAGUAUAGCUCCAACUUCUAAUAUCCAGCAUAGAGUAAAAAAUAAAAUUAAAAAUUAAAAAACCUAUUGCAACUGCAUAUUCACACUUACCACAGUUUUUAAAGUUGACCAACAUCCCAGUUAAAACUUGAUGUGAUAGUUAAACCAGAUGAGAGCAUGAUGUUCCAUUUGUGUAAUGUGGUCUUAUUGUUGCUUGAUUGCUUUUACUUUGGUUAUUUUGUAGCUAGAAUGAUGCGAAUAUGGUAUCUGGUCAUAUUCCCUGGCUCUCUUUGAAAUUGAAAUAUGGAAAGGAAUUAGAAGAUCUGUUGAUCUCUUAUCCUCCCUCUAUCCUCAUGUUAUUCAUAGUAGUGCCGCUCGAAUAUGUGCCCCAUUAUAAUGCAAGGUUGAGAGUAUGGUAGUGAUUAAAAGGCAAAUUAUUACCGACAUGCCCAGACUGGACAGCUUGACAGCCAACGUAAGUUGAGAUAGGAAAACCUGCCUUGACUUUUUAACUUAAACUGCCACACAAUUAAUUUGUACACUACGCUGUUUUAAAUUAUUGACAUUACACUGUGCUAUGGCACAUCAUUUAACUUAGGACAAAAAUGGUAUUGCCUAUUAGUUGGUAACUUGAUUAUGUGGUACCUUGGCUUUAGUUUUAUUAGCAUGAAACACCUUUGGCAUGCUUAGCUUCCAGGUAACUGGUAACUCCCUACCUGUAUCAGAAUUCAUUUUACGUAGUUCCACAGAACAUGAAGAUCCUUAUUUGCUAAGCCUUUGAAAGCUGACAUUCUUUUUCAUAAGAGGGUGUAUUUAAAUGGAUGUUCACCAAUGGACAAUAGGCCAGCUUACUAGUAGUGAGCUAAAACUGCUAAAUGAAUGUCCAACAUGAUUGUAAGGCUUAUGUCACUCAAGAUUUUAUCCUUUGGAUUUUCAUGAUCAAAUUUCAUAUACUAUUGUAUAGACUUCUGCUUUGUAGUGUACUAUAGUAGCAAUAAUUUCUGUACAUGAUUGAGAGUUAUGCAGUAUUUCUUUUCAGUUCUCUCCUUUCUCAAAGGGGUAAACAUUGGUAAAUGGCAAGAUAUAGAAAAGAUACAAAGUAUAGAGAGAGAAACGAAAGGCACGGAUCUGUGAUGCUUUAGGAUGCAAUACUUAUUGGAUAUAAACACAAAAGCUUUUACUGAAUAUUGUUGAAUUUGUAAGAUUCUUUGGGGGAAGGCUUCAGAUUUAUACCAUUCUAAGUGUGCAUCAGUAGAUGUGAAAAUCUCGACUUCAGUAUUGUCUUUGAAAACGUUAAAUUGAGAAUUCUGGUAACUUGCAUUUUAUGAACUGGCACAUUAUAUAAUGCAAGAGUUAUAUUGCUUUCUGACACAGUGAGCAAGUUCUUCAAAAUGGAUUUAAGUCUUUUCUAAUUCCAUUUUUGUUUUAAAUGCAUAUUUUAAAUGUAGUUUUUUCAUUUAGUAAAAGUUGUCUAAUUCAUUUGAA
Molecule: messenger RNA, 2975 nt
Organism: Lagopus leucura (white-tailed ptarmigan)
Lineage: Eukaryota; Metazoa; Chordata; Aves; Galliformes; Phasianidae
Gene: PPP1CB
Product: protein phosphatase 1 catalytic subunit beta
Exons: 9
Coding region: 231-1316 (361 amino acids)
Biological process (GO): circadian regulation of gene expression; regulation of circadian rhythm
Cellular component (GO): cytoplasm; nucleus
Molecular function (GO): protein serine/threonine phosphatase activity
Source: RefSeq, a predicted model, not a curated record